CCCUGGGACUCGCAGCGGGGACCGGCCACUGUUCCAUCCGCCUCCGCCGUGCCGCGCAGCGCACUUUUCUAGUUGCUUCCCCAACUUCCCCCACACAAACCAACCACCAUCGCUGUCUGGCCAUUGUCGCUUGCCCUCGUCGCUUGUCGUCUUCAACCUCUGUCGCGUGCCUCCAGCCUCUCUCUCCUCUCAGCACACCACACAAUCUCUACGACUGCCACAUUCUGCGCUGCCCCGCACAAUCGUCGCCAUGACUUCCGAGCAGCCCCUCCCUUUCGUCUACCAGUUCGCUGCAGGCGCCAUUGCUGGUGUCUCAGAGAUUCUGCUGAUGUACCCUCUGGAUGUUGUCAAGACAAGAGUACAACUUCAGACCACCACUUCUGGUGCCGACCACUACAAUGGCAUGGGCGAUGCCUUCAAGAAGAUCAUCAAGAACGAAGGCUUCUCGAGACUCUACCGCGGCAUCUCGGCCCCGAUCCUCAUGGAGGCCCCCAAGCGCGCCACCAAGUUCGCCGCCAACGACGAGUGGGGCAAGUUCUACCGCAAGGCCCUCGGCUACGAGAAGAUGAACCAGUCCCUCUCCAUCCUGACCGGCGCCUCCGCCGGUGCCACCGAGUCCUUUGUCGUCGUGCCCUUUGAGCUCGUCAAGAUCAGGCUGCAGGACAAGGCCUCGGCCGGCAAGUACAACGGCGCCAUGGACGUCGUCGCCAAGAUCAUCCGCAACGAGGGUCCUCUGGCCCUGUACAACGGUCUCGAGAGCACCAUGUGGAGGCACAUCCUGUGGAACGCCGGUUACUUCGGCUGCAUCUUCCAGGUCCGGGCUCUCCUCCCUGAGGCCAAGAACAAGAAGGAAGACAUGGUCAACAACAUUGUCGCCGGUUCGAUCGGCGGUACUGUCGGCACAAUCCUCAACACCCCCAUGGACGUGGUCAAGUCCCGCAUCCAGAACUCGCCCAGGGUCCCCGGCUACGCGCCCAAGUACAACUGGGCCUGGCCCGCCUGCGGCACCGUCAUGAAGGAGGAGGGCUUCGCCGCGCUGUACAAGGGCUUCGUGCCCAAGGUCAUGCGCCUGGGUCCCGGAGGUGGUGUCCUGCUCUGCGUGUACACCUUUGUCACGGACCAGUUCCGGGAAAUGCUGCGCAAGUAAAAGGAGGAACCCCGGGGAAGAGGGUGAAGAGUGUUGACGGCUUCAGGGAGGAGAAUGUAUUUGUGAUCGCGCAAAUGGCUAGAAAAGACCAAGCACACGAAAGAGCGGAUCUUGAGGCGUACAUGCAUGACAGGCACGCAUCGGCAUAUUUGGUUGGUAGACCAAGCAUGUGUUUGAAUACGAUAGAUUGGCAUGGAUCCACUUCGAAUCCAGUUGGAAGAAGAAAAUUACAAGCGUGGACAUGAAAAU
Messenger RNA from Microdochium trichocladiopsis, 1396 nucleotides. RefSeq names its product mitochondrial 2-oxodicarboxylate transport protein. The record is from RefSeq and is a predicted model, not a curated record. The transcript has 8 exons. Bases 251 to 1147 code for a protein of 298 amino acids. Gene Ontology annotation, biological process: transmembrane transport. Lineage: Eukaryota; Fungi; Ascomycota; Sordariomycetes; Xylariales; Microdochiaceae.